AUGUCGUCCGAGAACACCGAUAAGCUACGUGGGGAGUUGUGGGAGCAGGGCUUGAAGAACCGCCGUGAGGUAGUAGGGGAAAGCUACGUCGAUAAUGCCAUGCGAAAUGGCUCCAGCGAGUUUGCUUUUGCCCAGCAGGAGCUCAUCACCGAAUGGGCUUGGGGAAACAUUUGGUCCCGCCCAGGCCUGGAGCGCAAGCAGCGAAGCCUGUUAAAUAUCGGAAUGCUCAUUGCAUUGAAGAGCUGGGCUGAGUUUGGCAUUCAUAUUCGAGGAGCCAUCAGAAAUGGACUCACUGAAGUCGAGAUUCAGGAGGCAAUUCUUCAGGCUACUGUGUACUGUGGAGCACCGGCUGGAGUUCAGGCCAUGAAGGUUGCCGACGAGGCUAUCAAGGACAUGGUGGAGAAGGGAGAGCACAAGAGGCAGAUGGCAGAGGUCUCUCCUAAGUACAAGAAAUAA
Colletotrichum chrysophilum is the source of this 456-nucleotide messenger RNA. RefSeq lists its product as uncharacterized. The record is from RefSeq and is a predicted model, not a curated record. NCBI's taxonomy places the organism in Eukaryota, Fungi, Ascomycota, Sordariomycetes, Glomerellales, Glomerellaceae. The coding region runs from base 1 to 456 and encodes 151 amino acids. The transcript has 3 exons. Gene Ontology annotation, molecular function: peroxiredoxin activity.